UGGUAUGAAGAGCAACCAAGAACCGAUAUGAUUCAAUGCUUACUAUUGCACUUGAAAAGUCAGUCGGACUAACACUGUGUUCAUCAUAAUAGUGGCGUAGUGCCAGCUUCACCAGAGGACAACGGACAUACAUCAUACCACUUCAUUCGUCCACUUCGACUUCUUACAUCUCGUUAGUCUUAAUUCCAGUCUCCACUAUCCACGCAUCGAAAACAUUAUAACACUUGAUUCGUUCAUCUCAGCUCCCUACAAUAUGCAUCAAAGAACUCGUUCUCCAUCUGAAAGCCUCAACCUCUCCCUCCACAAACUGACUAGCGACAAUAAGAUGCCGGUGUUCCAUUUUCAUCUCUCACAAGACGCGAAGCGCCAGAGAAUACAGAACAAGAUCAUCGCAACCCAUGCUGGGAUCGAGGAAUACUCAGCUGGAUAUUUAAAGUCAUGGCAAUUACUGAAGCUGAAGAUCGACGCAUCUGAAGUCACCAUGAACAGCAAAGAUAUAAUCAAGUUCAGACCGUGCUUUUUCUCCCCAUUAUCGACUGACACUAUACGGACAUGCCUCUCGAAGCAGCUAUGCAAGAAUACGUCAGAUGGAGGUGAUUUAGGCUAUGCAGGACGUGGAAUCAGAUGCUCAAGUGCAGCCACUCAAUGCCCACUUAUCCUAGAUCUCUUCCGCGAGAAACAUGCAACCUCCAUACGAAAAGGUUUCUGCUUGGAUAACCUGACAACUCUCCGCGAGUGUGGAGCCACUAGUAAGGGCAAGUGGAAGCAGCAACCAGGCCUCGAACUAGUCGAAAAGCUUUCUACCGAGAGCUGGCAAAUACUGCGCAUUCUAGAAGACCUGGAGCAUGAGGUACCCCAUGCUGUAUGCGAUAUUCGUCAGAACAUCCAAGUCGACAAGACGAAAAGGCUCACAGUAGCCGAAGUGAAGGCCAUUAUGAGAGUUAUGGCUGUCCGUAUAGGGCUGGACUGUUACAGACGGUAUUCGAUCAUGCCAAUUCUGGCUAUAUCUUACCUGAAUAGAAAGCAAGGACGGAUUUUGCAAGCAUACCAUAAUGGGAAACGGGUUGUCAUCCAGUACACCAAGGUGCUAGAGCUUGAUGGACUUGAGCAUCACCCUAUUGAGCUCUUCCUUCGCUACUACUGCAGCCAGCCAGUCGGGAAGACCGCCAAUAAGCAGAAAGAUUUAUCGUCAAGAUAGGGCUGGAACAUUGGUCCCACUGAGGUCCCACAAUCCAAGAGAAAGAGCAUCACGCACAAGUGAGAUCUAGGCUCUAGAUUGCGAGCCGUCUUUGCAUUAACACUAUCGCGGUUUCGCCCCCGCCAAACUUGGCAUUGCACCUGCGAUAACGCUAUCGGUCUUGUUUCCCAAUCGGAAUGAUGCACGCCUUAUCAAAACGCUUGACUCUCAAUUUACUCGGAAUGUGGCAAAGGAAAAACAAUUCCCAAGAGGAAUCAACUGACUGAUGUGACAAAAACUCAUCGUAUCCGACGAUUCUCAAAUUCUGAAGAUG
This is a messenger RNA of Aspergillus neoniger CBS 115656, 1511 nucleotides long. RefSeq lists its product as uncharacterized. The transcript is spliced from 3 exons. The record is from RefSeq and is a predicted model, not a curated record. Lineage: Eukaryota; Fungi; Ascomycota; Eurotiomycetes; Eurotiales; Aspergillaceae. The coding region runs from base 254 to 1198 and encodes 314 amino acids.